UCGAAAUGGGUUGCCCCGCAAAUUUCCUGCUCCUCGUUCAGCAUUUACUGUUGAUGGAAGCCCUUUGCCACCUCUUGCUGUUGGUUAUCUUUGGAGUGACUUACUAUUUCCUUUGGACGGGAGUUCAGGACCACAAGUCCAAUUGGCAGAACCUGGCUCACGCAUGGACUGAUCUAAAGUCUAACAACAACACGGCUGCAAUGUUCCGUUGUCAGGAGAAGUUCAAUUGCUGCGGCUUUAUGGACCCCGAGUACUAUAUAUACAUGAAUUUGGGAAAGCCAAAAUAUUUUCCCGAAAGCUGCCUGCAUGAUGAGAGCAACGUGAAGGAAUCAUGCUUCAAGGUAUUCAGAGAUCAGGAUUUCACCUAUUACGCCAUCGUUGUUGUGAUCUUGUGUGCUUAUAUAGUUAGCAAAUUUCUGCUUGACUAUGUUAAAUGCAGGAUGAGUACGGAUUUAUACGAGGGCCGGUUUCCACUUCCUCAAGAUAAUACGAACUAAUUCAGGACUUAUUUCAGAUGACUUCGCGUCAUGGGAUGUGGUGUCUAAACAAUAUUGUAUUUACCAAAUUCUAUACUCUGGGCAUUACUGUUGGGCUUAUUUAUAUCAGUGUAAUUUUUGAAGAUAUCAAGGAUAUCAGGGUCUAACAAUGUUCCUUCCUUGAGCUCAAAGUUGAAAAAUACCAUAUUUUCCUAUGGCAGCUAUGUACUUGAUGUAUCAAAAUAUUGAUAUCUAUAAAUAAUAGUUAACAUUCAACUUGUUAUAGUAAUGUGCAAUUACCUGAAUCACUGCACCAUGUACACUGGAUGUCCUUAAAAAAUAUAUUUUUCGUGAUGAGUUUAA
Drosophila miranda is the source of this 839-nucleotide messenger RNA. RefSeq lists its product as uncharacterized. Gene Ontology annotation, cellular component: membrane. NCBI's taxonomy places the organism in Eukaryota, Metazoa, Arthropoda, Insecta, Diptera, Drosophilidae. The transcript is spliced from 4 exons. The record is from RefSeq and is a predicted model, not a curated record. The coding region runs from base 6 to 497 and encodes 163 amino acids.